Messenger RNA from Adineta ricciae, 534 nucleotides. Lineage: Eukaryota; Metazoa; Rotifera; Eurotatoria; Adinetida; Adinetidae. The record is from the annotation of a GenBank genome assembly.
AUGACAACAGAUCCGACUGAAGAUGAACGCAAGGGCAUCGUGCAGAAUAUAACUAAACAAGCGUACUGGCAUGUAUCAUCAUGUAAACCAGGACACGGUGUUGAUAAACUACUAGAUGAUAAUCUCGAAACUUAUUGGCAAUCUGAUGGUCCUCAACCACACCUAGUCAACAUUCAAUUUAAACAGAAAACUAAAAUCAAAGAUUUGUGCAUUUUCUCGGAUUUCAAAGUCGAUGAAAGUUACACACCUCAGAAAAUAUCCAUUCGAACAGGAAUUAAUCAUAACAAUCUUGUCGAACUACGAUGUUUCGAAAUUCACGAACCCGCUGGCUGGGUGAUUGUUCCCACUCGUGAUGCACGUUCGAAUCCAAUUAAAACCUGGAUGAUUCAAAUCGCAGUCCUCGCUAACCAUCAAAGUGGCCGAGACACGCAUAUUCGUCAAAUAGUUGUUCAUAGUCCAACGGAAACAUCCUCAAUAUUCAUCGACCCGAAAUUUUCAAGUAUUGAAUUAGCCUCGCACAGUAGUUGCAGAUAA